GAUAUUAUUGGAUGUCUACAAUGAUAUCUUUUUACAAGAAUAAGUUUUCAUAUAUAACUAUUAAAACGCGUAGACAUGCUCUGGACAAGCGAUUGCAAAUUUGAUGACGUCAUCAAGAUGUCAGCCAUCAUGACAAAGAAGUUAAUUUUAACGUUUUAGGGAAAAACAUUGACAGUUUCAGGGAAAAUCGACAGUAAAGUCUAAAUUAUAUAAGCAGCCCAGUAUCAAUGAGUGAGCUAUCGCCUGAAGAGAUUAGGCAGCGGCGAUUGGCUAGGUUAGGGGGUUUGCAACCUAGUACAAGCCAGUCACCACCUUCCACAGCCUCGACAUCAACCCAGCCAACUGAAUCACUAUGUCAGACAGCUGAUAAUGUGUUAGCAGCAGUUGUGCAAGAUGAACAAUCUGUCAGAGAAGCUCAUUUAAGACCUGCUGGCAUAUUAGAAGAUUCCUCACUAGAACAAGAAAUUGAGAUGUCAUCAGUUGAUGAUAGUGCUAUUUCUGAAAAGUGUGAGGAAAUGUCUGUAGACAGUGCUGCACAGAAUGCCGAACCCCAAGCAAGGGCUGAAAGCUGUGAGAAAAGUGUAUCAUCACAGUUGGAUGUUGACUCAGGAAUAGAAACAAUGGAGGUAGAUGAUGUAGAGAAGCAAGGAACGCCAAAGAGACAUCGGGAGACGAGCACAUCAUCGGAUAUUGGUGAUGAUCAGGUUUUGAUAACCCUGGCGCGAAUAUUCAGGGUGAGCUGGACAGACACUGGCAGCCCUGAUACACUGUGCGUGCUGCAGCUUGCUGAAUCAUUGGCUGAAAAUGCCAAUGAAGAUUAUAAGGAUCGUAUCAACCAGUUUGUGAUGGAAGUGAUGAUAUUGCUGUCAAUAAGUGACAGUAAUCCCCUGGCUGCACUGAAGCCACCAGAAGUCCACAAUGCUAUUGUAUAUGGGACAAGUCCUGUCAAGAGUUAUCUACCUCUUGUUAGCCCCGGUGAUAAUGUCAAGACUAGUGGAAAUGAUGAUAGUGUGUCUAAAUUACCAACUCCUGAAGCUACAGAUACCCAGAUGAUUCGUUAUUUAACGGCGUGCUAUGACAGGGUAGCACUGGAGGAGAGAAUGGCACCACGGCGCACGAGUGUGCCACCACUUAGUGAUAUAUUCAACGAGGUGAGAGGGCAGUGUGUGCGACACACCAUUAUGGUACUUCAAGGACUAUACUGUGGAGAAGAAGUGAGUGCGACGGCAGGAUGCUCUGCAUUGCUGCCACUCGUGCAGGCCUCCAGCCUUCCUCGUGGCUUCCUCCAGGAGCUCAUCUAUGCUACACACCACGACAGGGAGCUGUUCAGGAUGAUAUUUCUGCCAGUUCUGCUUGGUCUGCAGCAAAAGAUUCGUCAGUGUUCUCUAGAUACAGACCAGUUUCGGCAACCACUCACAAUACUUUCUGAGCUGUGUGAGAUCCAGUAUGCACCUACCAAAAUUAGGCCAAUUUGCAAUCUGAUUGUGUCAGAACGAGCACUGUUUGUGCCUGAUAAGAUCACGCAGGCACAUGGCAGAGAACUACAGAAGCUCUCGUUUUUGGGCCCAUUCCUUGAUAUUUCGGUCUAUGCAGAGGACACGACCAAAGUGGUUGACAAAUUCUUCUCGGGGAAUACAUUAACCGGUGAAAACACACAGCUAGCAAACCAAAGCCUGCGACAUGCGUUGGAAUUUGCCAGGCAAGAGCAGUUCAAGAUAAUGCACGCGCUGCUAGUGAAUGGGGAGACCCGUGACGCGACACUCGAUUAUCUUGCCCUUGUCCUGAAGGUCAAUCAAAAGAAAGCUGGUCUGCAGGUGGAUGAGCACGUCGUUUCUGGAGAUGGAUUCUUGCAGAAUGUGUUGUGUGUACUGCAGCUACUAUCUGUGAAGGUCAAGCUAGAUAAGGUCGACCCUUUCUACCCGAAUCAUCCGCACACGGACGUCGACAUCAAGCAGGAGACGAGGAUGAAGAGCAGCUCUCAGGAGGUGGUGACGUGGAUCAAGCAGCUAGAGCCGAGCUCAACGCACAAGUGGCAGGAGCCGAAGUUUCCAACAAAGUGCUACUUCCUAACGCUGCACUGCCACCACCUGUCGCUGCUGCCGCUGUGCCGCAGGUACCGCCGCCGCCUGCGCGCUAUCCGCGAGCUCAACCACAUGGUCGAGGAGAUGCAGAACGCCGAAGCACAGUGGCGCCACGUGCCGCAGAUAGCUGCGAGAAACCGAGAGCUGUUGAAGAGGUGGAAAUCUCAAGGCAAAAGACUAGUAAAGAGUAAAGUGUGCAGUGACACUGCACUUAUGGAUGCCACUUUCCUUCGCCGGUGCCUGCACUUCUACAACUCGCUGUUUACAUUGCUCAUUCGGCUGGUGUCACCCAGAGAAGGGUCUCUUACACCACUGCCAAGUGAGGUACCGAUGGUGUGGGCUGCUCUGCCUGAAUACUUUGUGGAUGAUUUAGCUGAUUUUAUUCUUUUCAUUCUUCAGUAUCAACCUGAGGUGUUGACAGACGUCAGUCCCGACCUUGUCACCUUCCUCGUGCUGUUCGUCUGCAACAGCAACUACUUUGCGAAUCCGUACCUCGUCGCGAAGCUCGUCGAGAUCAUGUUCGUCGUGAACCCGGCCGUUCAGCCGAAGGCAGAGAAGAUCCACGAGCUGAUCGUCGGUCAUCCGCUUAGCGACGGCCUUGCGCCCGCGCUCAUGAAGUUCUACACAGAUAUUGAGACAACAGGAGCAAGUAGUGAGUUUUAUGAUAAGUUCAGCAUUCGCUACCACAUAAGUGUCAUCUUCAAGGGACUGUGGCAGAAUCCUGGCCAUCAGCAAGCAACCAUUCAGGAGUCAGCGUCUGGUAAGCAAUUUGUGAGGUUCGUCAACAUGCUCAUGAACGACACGACAUUCCUCUUGGAUGAGAGCUUGGAUUCGCUAAAAAAGAUCAACGAAAUCCAGUCGAUGAUGGAGAAUAAAGAAGAGUGGGACAAGCAAUCUCGUGUAAGCAGCCGAAACAAUAGAAAUUUACGAUUUCACCGCGUCCCUCGCGGCCUGCACGCCGCGCCACACCUUCUCCGGCGCCUCGUAGCCGGCAGCCCGCCUCCUCGCAUCCAGCACCUGGCGCACGCUCUUCUCGAGCGGCUCGGCGGCGCCCCCUGCCGCUGUCGUGCGCAGUCGCAGGAGGUCGUCGAUGGCGGCCAGCGACGCGGCGAUUGCUGCGGGCGUGCGGUCGCGCUCGUUGUUGCCGACGACAACGAGCGAGAUGCCGGCGGCGACGCGCAGACAGCUGCUGCAGCCGCUGCCGUGCCGACGCUCACCCGCGAAGCAGCUCUGCAGCAGCGCGACGAGCAUCAGCAUGUCGGACGCGUGCAGGCCCGCGGCGCCGCCGCACGAGUACUGCGCGAGCAGCUUGGUGUCGACGACAAGCAGCGCGUGGUGCGCGCUCGCGUCCACGCUCGAGCGCAGCUUGCCGAGCGCGGUCUCGGCGAGCCGCACCGUGCGCGCGCUCAGCGCCUGCUUCGAGCGCAGCCGCUCGACGGCGUCCGCCAUGAACGCCUGCUCGUGCCGCUGCAGGUCGGCCCAGGUCGCGAGCAGCGCGGCAACGAAGCUCCAGCGCUGCCGCCGCUCACUCGUGCGCUCGGGCUUGACGAUGGCGCCGGCGGCGUGGCCGUAGAGGAAGAGCAGUAUGUGGUGGAGCGUGGAGAGCUUGCGCGCGAGGAACGCGUCCGUCUCGUCGCCGUCGCCGUUCGCGGCCAUGUACAGCUGCCCGGAGAACUGCCGGAACGUGAAGAGGAAGUUGUUCUCCGUGCGCAGGCACAUGUACGGCUGCUGCAGCUGCUGCUGCAUGAAGCGGUGCGACACGACCAUGGGGCUGAACAGCUGCAGCAGCACGGUGAGAUCGACCUCUUCGCUCCCCUCGUCCAUCAAUCCCGGGUCCAGCAGCUUCAGCUCUUUCGCUCUCUCGUUGAUGUAAUCAACAAAUUCGUCGUCGCCGUGAAAGAACACGAUGUCAUUGACAUCACUGAAGAUAAACAGCCCUUUCAUCCUUUACCGGUCGUCGCACUCAUCAAUGAAGCCAAACCAAUAUAUUACAAGGCCAGGUCCAAAUCUAUUCCAAUAGCUCCAGAACUGGUCCUUGAGAGGUCUUAUAGGAAGGAGUUAUUUGAUGAUGCAGUGGUUAGGAUGACUAGAUCCUUGAUCAAGACGGAGGCAGAGAUUGCACAGUUCCGCCAUCUUUCAUCGAAAAUAGAUACAAUUUUGAUUGCCAAGUUGAAAAAGGAUAUUGACUACAGUGAUGCCCCAGAUGAAUUCAGAGACCCACUAAUGGAUACCAUUAUGGUAGAUCCAGUUGUGCUGCCACCUAGUGGUACAAUAAUGGAUCGACCCAUAAUACUGAGGCAUCUACUAAAUUCCUCAACAGAUCCAUUUAAUAGACAACCACUCACUGAAGACAUGCUAGAACCCGCUACCGAACUUAAAGAGAAAAUUGUCAACUGGAUGAAGGACAAGGUGGUCAUUUAGGAAAGCUCGUGCACAUGCAUAUUGCAUGGAAAGUCCCACCCUCCCUCGUCCACAAUAGUUAUCUGUAAUUUCCCCAAAUUCCAGUGGAUUGGUCAUCAGUAAUUACUAUGAGAUUGGUUGCCAUUAGCUGGGAUUUGUAUGAAGCACCACCAUGUUGUUUAACCAACGUGUGAUUGUGAGUGAACUCCUUCUGUAACUAUCAACAAAAAACAUUUUUAUCAUGGGAUGUGUAGAUAUACUUAGAUAUACUGACCCCUUUCGUCUGAAGCAUGUUGCAUAGAAUUUUUGUUGUGUUGGGUAUGCAGUAUUGGGUUAAAAUUGUAACAAUCGGAAUGUUGUUCCCUUUUAAUAUAUAUGGAUUGUUACCAGCCGACUGUCCUUUCAAAUGAGUGUUGACAUACAGACAAUUAUUGUACAAACGUAUGGAGUAAUAAGGUAAAUAAUUCAACUUGGAAUGGCAAGGCAGUAAAUACGUUUAUCUAUAAAAAAAGGUAGCACUCAGCUUCACUUCCCUCACGUUAGUUAGUAUCUACUAAAGUAGAGGUAACUACUUGUGUGUAUGCAUGCACCUGUGUAAGUAUACUUUUCUUUGCGCACUUUCUUUCGAAUUUUUUUAUUCAAUUUUUUGAAAAGGGGCAUUCAAGGGGAAGCCCACUGUGCAGCUAUUGCUUGUUGUCUGCCAAUGUGCCGGCACGGUGGGGCUAACAGGGUUAGAAGUGGACGUGAUAAAGGCAGUGGUGAACAUGAUAAGGCCCUCUGUUCGGUACCAUGUAGCACCGCAGGAUCCCACUUGCACCUGAAGAAGCAUAAAGAUACAACGAAACGUUGUGUUCGCUUGGGCGUGAUACCUCUAGGAUACCUUCGUCUUUGCAAUUUAUCUCUAGGAUAGUACGCUUUAAUAUUCGAAGUAGAUGUGCAUAAUUUAUAAUCUCAAUAUUUUUCAGGCCAGUUUUUCAUGUUGCAGCAACACGUAGUUGGUUUCCCGAAUUUUUCUUUUCUGGAUGUGCUAUGUUGCAGCUGUAUCGUAUGUUAACUUAAAUAAAUUAAUUCGAAAAUGUA
Molecule: messenger RNA, 5561 nt
Organism: Priapulus caudatus
Lineage: Eukaryota; Metazoa; Priapulida; Priapulimorpha; Priapulimorphida; Priapulidae
Product: ubiquitin conjugation factor E4 B-like
Exons: 27
Coding region: 228-4502 (1424 amino acids)
Biological process (GO): protein polyubiquitination
Cellular component (GO): cytoplasm; ubiquitin ligase complex; nucleus
Molecular function (GO): ubiquitin-ubiquitin ligase activity
Source: RefSeq, a predicted model, not a curated record